UACGAAAGCUGAUAAAUUGGCCACUUUACUUAUAGCAUUCAGUUGGGCAACAGUGAUAUUGUGAUUAAUUAAAAUGUGCUGCAGAAUGCCUUUGGAAAAACCGGCGGUAUGGAUGAGUGAGGAUGAAUUCGGGAGGUUCACUGAUUCCUCUGAAGUGGUGAGGGAGGUGAGGAGGUUCACUUGGGAGAACGUGAGGAACACCAAGGUCCAGGUGAUCAACUACGGUGCGACCAUCACUUCCAUCCAAAUACCGGACAAAAACGGCAAAAUUGAGGAUAUAGUGACCGGAUUUGACACCAUCGAGGAAUAUUUCAGCGAGAAAAACCGCUACUACGGAGCGACUAUCGGUAGAGUGGCCAACAGGACCGCCAAAGGAGAAAUGAACGUGGACGGAAUUGACUAUAAACUGGCGGUCAAUAAUGGACCGAAUCACCUACACGGGGGCCUCAAGGGCUUCGAUAAGGUCUUAUGGAACUAUCGGGUGGACGGCACCAAGUUGAUUCUAACCUAUCAUUCCAAAGACAUGGAGGAAGGAUAUCCAGGUGACCUUAUUGCCACAGUCACAAUGCAGCUGACCCCAUCCAACCAGUUCCAGAUUGACUAUAAGGCAGUAGUCACCAAGACUACCCCAGUCAAUAUGACUAAUCACACUUAUUUCAACUUAGGGGGUAUCGGAUCAGGUUCUGUGGGGUUGUAUCAGCAUGAGAUCACUAUAAAUGCUGACAAGUACACUGAGGUGGACAGCAAUGCUACUCCCACAGGGAACCUUAUUGCUGUAUCCGGAACAACUUUUGAUCUACGAGUGCCAAAGCUCUUGGGUGACGUUAUCCAUAAGGUGCCAAACGCACCUGGAUACGAUCAUAACUUCUGCAUCACCAGACCUUCGACCUCCAAGGUGGUGACUUUCGUGGCAAAGGCUCUACACAAGCCGAGCGGUAGAGCGAUGGAGGUCUACAGUGACCAGCCGGGGGUGCAGUUCUACACUGGAAACUUUAUUCCGGAGAGCGAGGGCAAGGGGGCCAAGUAUGUUAAGCACGGGGCGUUCUGUCUGGAAACUCAAAUUUAUCCAGAUGCCGUACAUCAUGCGAAUUUCCCGGAGGUGUUGGUAUAUCCGGGACAGGAGUACCGUCACUUUACCAGUUUUAAUUUUAUGGUGCAGGAGUGAUUGAUUAUGGGUGAUUUAAUAUAAUUUUUGUUUUUA
This is a messenger RNA of Anthonomus grandis grandis, 1201 nucleotides long. RefSeq names its product galactose mutarotase-like. The record is from RefSeq and is a predicted model, not a curated record. Gene Ontology annotation, biological process: glucose metabolic process; beta-D-galactose catabolic process via UDP-galactose, Leloir pathway. Lineage: Eukaryota; Metazoa; Arthropoda; Insecta; Coleoptera; Curculionidae. The transcript is spliced from 7 exons. The coding region runs from base 74 to 1165 and encodes 363 amino acids. Gene Ontology annotation, molecular function: carbohydrate binding; aldose 1-epimerase activity.